UUCUUAUUUAUCGGCGGUCACACAAUGCGCUUGGCUAUGGAGGAAUUUUUGAAGACGUUGGUUGUUUGAUUUUACGCUCAAACUUGUUUUGAUUCCCAGUGCGUAAAUGCUGCCGUCUAUCCGUAUAUGAAUAUUGUAGAAUAUUGCUAGAGCAGAUGGCUCUGCAGAUGACGGUGAACGGAAAGUUCGGGGCCAACUUGAGGAAGCCCGUAAGUCGUCUAGAGGAUCCGGAGCGGGUGCGCAAAGACCUCGAGAGCCAGCGUCGCAUAACCCGUUUGCAGCAGGUGCGUGAGAAGUCCAACCACCUGGCACGCAAAAUACGCGAGGAGGUGGCGGCCGAGAAAAAGCGACAAAUCGACAAACUGGAGGAGGUCAAGCAAAGGGAGCUAAAUGCGUGGCGUGAGCAUGUUUUGGUCAAAAAGCACCAGGACUACCGCUCGGCCAUUUUCGAAGUGGGCGCCGCCCAUCGUGCGGCAAGGGAGGAAAACCAGCUUAUCGAGCAGCAGCGACAGGAGAAACGCGAGAAAAUCCAGAGGUGCCGCAAGCAGGCCAUGAAAAGAUCGGUAAAAGCGUCUGUGGAGCUGCGAGCCACAAACGGCAUGAACCUGAAUGUGGAGGGACGAGCCACGGCGGGCACACAAACGGCCAUGGUGGAGGAAAAAGAGAAUCGGCUGGCCAGUGGUUGCCACAAACCCUGCUGCCAGGGAAAACGCAAAAGGACCACUAGCUGUGGUUGCGCCACCACCGAGGAAGAGGAUGGCGAAUCCUCCGAGGACGACGCCUCCAUCCUGCUGAGCCAGAGCCCGAAAAGCAACCGGCGUCUUCAAAAGACUCCUCCCAUAAUCUUAGACGUGGAUAUCGAUGAGACAAUCUCCGAAACUACAAACCACCCCGAUGGUUUGGAAAUCAACGAUAGGUUCAUCCAAACCAACCGCAAAUUCAGCCAUGUGGUGAGACCCAGUGAGGAUGAAGGCCAGCGCCGGCCGAGAUUUACACAGAUCAGCGAUCUGGUAAGGAAAUCCGUGACCACCACAACAAUAAGAACUGAACCAGGACAGCGAAUCGCUGCAGAUCCACAUCCAUCAGUAUCUGCGCCACCUAGUCCCACCAAAUCGCCGCCACGCUCGCCCAAGAAAACUGCGGAGUGCGUUGAGGCAGCUGCCCCCGUAGCAGCUGUCAGAAAAUCACCCACCAAAGCAGCCACAGGAUCGCCCAAGAAAUCGGUCACAGCAUCACGUCAGCAACAGCCAGCCAAGCGAACGGUUUUGAAAACCAAUCCAGCUCCGGCCAAAGUUAUAGAUGCGGGAAUUCGGCGGGGCCAGAAGGGAAAAAAUCCAGCUACGCUGCCUAUAGUCACUAGCGUACAGGAGCCAUGUCCAGUACAGGAAACUCCUCGCAACUUACCACCCGUUCCAGAGCAGAAUAUGCCAGUUAUGCCGAAUCCUCAGAUGACACAUUGUUAUCCUGUGCCUCAAGUCCAGCCGUAUAUGCAUCCCUAUUCGCAACAGCCAAUGCAGCCCUAUGCAAUGCCAUAUUCGAUGCCAUUUUCCAUGCAACCGCAGUAUCCACAAGCUCAUCCGAUGUAUGCUCCCCCGCAGCAAAUGAUACCUAACCAGCCAGCAGCUCAUGUGCCUGCUGUGACUGCUCCGCCAAGCACUGCCACCCACUCCACCGUUUCCACAACGACUUUUGUCAUGUCGUCGCGACAGGAUCCAAAGACGACUCAAUCUGGACGCGUUCAAUUCUACGAUCAUGGCAAUAAAUACCAUCGGACCUACGAUGCAUCAACGCAAUCUGUGCAAUGCAAUGAAAAGGAUGCCAGCCAACUGACCGCCAUGGAUCAUGCCCGCAUCGAGAAUCAGCUGAGGGAUCUGCGGGAGCAUGAACUGGACAAGCUAAGGAAAAUCAGCAACGAUAGGGGUCAAAAGGCUUUGGAACGUGAGCAAGUGCGCCGGGAUUGUGCUGAGUUGACCGAGAAGUUGGAUGCCUUAACACAACAGCAACCACAGCUUUUGCCCAGUGAUGCAAACAUCAUACCAAGCCAUCGGUUUGCGGAUGCGGCUGCCAGACGAGAGCAGAAAAUGAACGAGGCCAUGGAAGAGAUGCUGCUCCGUCCGGCCAUCAUCACCUGUCCAGAAGUACGCAUCAAACCCACUCCGUCGAACACGACGCCUAGCCAAUCCAAUGGUGCGACAGCCAUCAAUGUUGGCGAACCUCCUGUUCAAAUGGGUCGAGAUAAUCUGGGCAGCACUGAGAGCUGCUGCUCCAUCCUCCUCGACUACGUGGAUGAUCAGAGCAAGCAGUUGAGGUCGGACCUGAAGGCAGAGCAAUCCAACUCCCUUAAAUCCAUGAGAUUGCGCAGUCUGCUCGAGCGCAUCGAAAAAAUCCGAGGCCAUCUGCUGGAGGAGCUGAAGUCGGGUGACGGCGUUGGUUCGAAGGGUGACAAUGCCCAGGAAAUGAUCAAUACCAUACGCCAGGAGCGGGCGGACAUACUGUCGGAGAGAACGAAGACGCUCAACGAACGAGAAUCGGACCUGCAGCAGAAGGAGGCUAUUCUCGAGCAGCGAUUGAGAAAGUUUUACAAAGAGACGAAGAGCAAAAAAUCCAGUGAAGGAGAUCAGGCAAAACCAUCCGUAAAGGAAGAUAGGCCAUUGGAGAUCAUCAUCAAAGUGAAAAGCGACGGCACUGUGAAGCAAUGCGUGCCUAGGGGUAAAUCCAAAGCAAAAACAAUGGCGGGAGCCAUCGAAUGUGAGAAAGAAAUGCCUUCGGGCACCAAGGAACACACGCCCAGAGAGGAACCAGAGAAACAGUCAAAGAAGGAAAAUGGAAAGCGAUCUUUGCCAGAGAAUCAGCGUCAGAACUCGAUAGAUUCCAACUCCACCGCCUAUCGCAGUCUGCCUCCAGUGAGCUACCGGAGUUUCAAUCCGUGUAUGGGUUCCAUGCCAUCUCCACCCUCAGCUCCUGUCCCUGCUCCACUGCAUCCCAUUGUAGCCCAGUACAUUAAUCGCCUGCUAGGCAUGACGCGCCACAACAUAGAGGAAAUGGGAGUGAGUUCCUCGGACGUGACCACACCCUCAGCAUCGAUCAUCAACUCAUCAAGAAACAUAUCUCCUUGUGUCGAUGCUGAAACAGAGGGAACCCUACGGGAUCGGGACGAUGAAUGUGUGGUUAAUGAACAGCGCAUGGAGCGGGUGCAGACCUUCAUCGCCGACAACCGCAGCUUUAUCAACGAUUUGGAGGACUCCAUAAGAUGCCAACAGCAAUUGCAGAAAGAGCAGCAGGAUAAAGAGCGAAGUAUGCAAGCGUUUGAUCAGAUUUGGAACAAGCGAUUGGCCAAGAAUUUUGAAGAUUGUCAGUCAAAAUGCAAAGAAAGGGAGCAGAGAACGGAAAAGAUACCGACACAAGGAGAACGAAAAAAUGGUCAGCGGGAAAAACAAAAGGUUUCUACUCAGGAAGAAAAGAACAAUGCUCGUGGUUUGGACCAAAGGGAAAAUCAGCAGCGAAGUAAUGCGCAACCAAAGCGCAAAGAGAGUCCUGGCGGCAAAUCUUUAAGCCUGCCAACCAGUGGCAAAACUACUUCCCGCUUUGAGGCUGAUAAACCAAAAUCACAAUCUACCAGCGAGGAUUCAUCUGCCCGGCAUAUGGAGCGCUAUGCUCAGCUGACCGAAAAUUGCACCCAGCGAAUUGCCGAGCUGACGGAUCUGAUCACCAAGGUGCGGGAGGAGAAGCAGCGACUGGUGGAGGUCACCCUCACCUCGAACAGCGAUGGCGAGCGGCAGUCCACCGAGUAUUUUGACCUCCCAACGGGACAGCAACAAACCAGAUGCAGAACCUUGUCCGAUCGCAGCGAUUCACAAACGCCGUCCACUUCGGAAGCGCUGCCGCUGCAGAAGCAUAAGCCCACAGCGGCCAGCCGGGAUAGUGGCAUCGCGGACUCGCGUCCAAUUACGGCCCAGGGACAGGUGAAUGUGGAUGCGGAACCCAUUUCGCUGGGCUCCUACACGCAGAGCAGCACGGCCCGUGGCCGAAUGAAGGCUCCGCCGGCCACCAUCCGACGGUAUAGUCCCCAGCUGAAUGCCGAGGACCUGGCGCACGAACUAUCCACGAUCACGGAAGUGGAAACGCCGGGUCAGUCGCACAUUGUGGCCGCCACUCCGGUGCCCAAGCCGUUUCCCAGCUUCGAACAGUAUGCCAAGGAGCUACAGUUGGAUCUGGCGCGAAUGGAUGCGGAUCAGAGCCAGCGGCUGCAGAGCGAAUUCAACGAACUGAUCCAGGUGAUCAAUCAGCGCAACGUCGGAUCUGACUACCGUGAGUUUCCCAGCAUAAAUGCCUAUCUCCACAACAUGACCAGCACCCGAAUCCACCUAGAGAUAGGUCAGGAUCACGAUCAGGCUACUGUGUUACCCGCAGAGCUAAUGCGUCAGCUGCGGGUGGUCAAUGAUAAUAUACAGGAUUUCCCCAAACGCAGAGAGUACAUGGAGAAAUUGCUGGCCAAGCUACCGGCCGAUCAGAGGCAGCUGAUAGACAGUGCCAGCAUUGAGCAGGAUUCGUCGGACUCCUUCAACGUAGAGGAAGAGCUGCGUCAGCGAAAUAUCCUGAAGAGCCCGUUUCGUCGGGGAAAUGCUACGGACACCACAUUGACGGGCCAGCAGGAGGUGGCCAGCAGUACGCGACGCGAAAGCGUCGCCCCGGAAACCAACGAUCAGCCCAACGAGAGUGGAAUCGAUCCGCUGUCCGGCAGUAACCUCUCCAGCGACGAUGAUCGGAGAGGUCGCCGCUGGCGGGCCACAUUGCAACAGAGGGAUCAGCAGACAGAUGAGCUGUGCAGCAGCACUACCACUUCAUCGCCGGAACGGCGGCAACGUCGUUCCAGGUUGCGGGGCGGUGAGAAUCACAGCCACAGGUCCAAGGACGACUCCAGGGUGCAGGAUGCAAGUCAGCUGGGAAGAUCGUUGAACCUGAGGGACUUUCUCACCCGGGAGCUCCUCAAAAAUCAAGUGCACACCGGCGAAACUACACAGAGCUCAGAUGAGUCUCUGAGGGGCCACUUCCUCAAGUCUGUCCUCCACUCACUCUCGCCCAGCAGCAAUACGCAGACACCAGGCGUGGGAAUGAGCCAUGCCACUGGAGCCACCGGAGCCACCAACGACAGGCAAAAGACCUCCACUCCGGUGGGAUCGUUCCUCUCCAUUCCGGACAAAUCCGGCUCGGUUCAGAGCCUCGGCUCGCAGCUUUUCUCGGGUGAGAGCCACAUCUCACUGGUGCACUAUCCGGAUGGCACUCCACCCAUUCCCUAUGAACAACAAAGCAAACAGAGUACAAAUCAAACUCGCCAAUCCUCAGGUCAAAUAGUGUCCGGUGCAAGGUCAUCCCAUCGAAGAUCACCUCGGAAAUGAUGGCAUGAAUAUAGCUAAAUUGGUUUAUUUAGCUUUUUAA
Molecule: messenger RNA, 5436 nt
Organism: Drosophila elegans
Lineage: Eukaryota; Metazoa; Arthropoda; Insecta; Diptera; Drosophilidae
Gene: ana1
Exons: 4
Coding region: 156-5396 (1746 amino acids)
Source: RefSeq, a predicted model, not a curated record